UAAAAUAUUUUCAAACCCGAACCCCUUCCAACAUUCUCACUUUUAACAUUUGAGUGUGUGUGUGUUUUAUCGGAACCUCUGGGAAAAAACUAUAAAAGGAAUCAAAAAUGUCGGAACCCUCGAAAAAGCUCUUGCCGAGUGAAGAGCACAAAGCGGUGGCCCCGAGCAGGGCCUUCAUGCCCGGGACCAGGACAGCGGAGCAGUCGGAGAAGCUGCUGACCGUGGUGCACGCCUUGUCCGACCUAGUGAACACGGGUCUGAGCCGCGAGUCCCUGAAGAUCUGCACCGAACUGCUCCGGGCCGGGGUCGACGCCAAGUCCCUGACCAAAGUCAUCAAGACCAUUCGGGGCGAGAUGAAGGCAAGCGCUGGUUCGGCGGAGGAGACAGCCAGCGAGGUGUCUCAAGUCCGGAGCAGCCCUGGAAGCGUCAACCAGAAAGCUGUGGAAAAGCCCCCUGCGAAAGAUCACGCGUAGCCACCUUUUUGCAAACACUUUAUUGUUGAAAUUUUGUUAGCCCAAAAUUAAAGCUCAGACGUAAA
This is a messenger RNA of Drosophila ananassae, 538 nucleotides long. It is a transcript of the gene Mzt1, whose product is annotated as mitotic-spindle organizing protein 1. The record is from RefSeq and is a predicted model, not a curated record. Bases 108 to 473 code for a protein of 121 amino acids. The transcript has a single exon. Gene Ontology annotation, biological process: gamma-tubulin complex localization. Gene Ontology annotation, cellular component: gamma-tubulin ring complex. Lineage: Eukaryota; Metazoa; Arthropoda; Insecta; Diptera; Drosophilidae.